Botrytis porri is the source of this 417-nucleotide messenger RNA. RefSeq lists its product as uncharacterized. The transcript has 3 exons. The record is from RefSeq and is a predicted model, not a curated record. Bases 1 to 417 code for a protein of 138 amino acids. NCBI's taxonomy places the organism in Eukaryota, Fungi, Ascomycota, Leotiomycetes, Helotiales, Sclerotiniaceae.
AUGUUUUACUUCGAUAUCGAUACGCUUUAUCUCGAUGGUGGACCUAUUACAAGAUAUUUACAAGUAAAGAUGAAUUUUAUCCAGAAGAAACAUGUGGAUACCCUCAUCAUAUCAGGAACUUUCCGAUACACGCCAUCCCUUGCCAUCUAUGAUGAUCUCACACUUAUCGAUUUACAAAAUACAGCCUCAUCAUUGGUUAUAUAUGGGAGUCCAUACGAAACUAUGGCCGAAAAAGCACUUCAACGAAAGCAAAAAUCUUUCCGCAUUCGAUAUUGUUCCCAUAAUACCAAGCUAGGACCAAGCUUAGCUAACAUUCAAAUUUUGGAUACUGCAAGACUACAAGAAGCUGCUGCAAUCGGUGGUGUGGCUCUUUUUGAGAUGCCCAUUUUUGAAUACAAACCCAUGGGUUUUGCAUGA